Bombyx mori (domestic silkworm) is the source of this 3033-nucleotide messenger RNA. RefSeq lists its product as uncharacterized. Gene Ontology annotation, molecular function: protein binding. Bases 2010 to 2816 code for a protein of 268 amino acids. Lineage: Eukaryota; Metazoa; Arthropoda; Insecta; Lepidoptera; Bombycidae. The record is from RefSeq and is a predicted model, not a curated record. The transcript is spliced from 2 exons.
GUGUCGAACGUGUGAACGACGAUAUAGAAAGUUAUAUCAUCGACUAACGCGUCGACGCGUCUGCCGUUGGGGGCUGUGGUAUGCGAGUUCCAAAUGAUGUGUUUACAGAUUAUGUCGCCCACCAGAACGACAAAGCUUUCCAUGCCGAGGAGCGCCUCGUUAUCACUGCUUAAAACGAUCUUAUCAGGUGGAAAAUAAAUGGACGCGACGAGUGUCCCGACAGUGAGAUUCGGCACCCUGAUGCUUCGAUGCUAGCGAGCGCGGGAGGAUCGAGUGGGAUGCAAUGCAGGGCUCUUCAGUUAAAUGAUGGUACCACCACCACAUGCAUGUGAUGCACGGAGUUGACAGGUAGUCUUUGAUAUAGAAAGUCGACCUUGACGAGCUCAGCUUCCAACUCUUCAGGAAUGCCACUUAUGACCGCAUGGAAUUCGCUCUCCUUCUCGAGCGUAUACGUAUGGAAACUUAUACGCUCCUUGCGGAGGUAAGAGGAGAGUGCCCUAUGGUCGUCGGAUGUCGUUACCUUUAUUUGAAUCCCGUUCACGAGGUUAUGGGCGCUCACGAAAUAUAUAUUUUUGGCCUUAAUGGCCAGGGAAACUCGGUUCCAAGCUGCCUUCUCUUCAAGGAUUACUCGCGGAGUCGCGAUGCAUUCGCGGCUUUGCUUGCUUCGGCGGCCGCGAGAGCUCAGGCUUCCGCAGUGCGCUUUUUACCUUUUUGAACCACUGUGAAUCCAUUAGUCGAGGGGGCAAGGGAAGAGCCGACCUCCAUGUCCGACUCCGAGUCGAAUGAAGAGGAGGGUGCAGGCGACCUGCAGUCGGGUAUUUUAGAGGGCGCGGGAGCGGCGGCCACGACGGAAGCCCCGGACAUAUGCUUGGGAUCAGUGGACGACGCGGGGCGGCGCGGAUGCCGCGGAAGAACGCUGUACUGGAACUGAGACCACACUGGUUGACUAGGGAGCUUUGCUAGCGAGUAUCGGUGACACGGGAGCGGUGGGAGCGACAGAAGCUGCGGCGUACAGCGCAGGAGGUUUCACGGCGCCUUUAGCUUUGUAAGCUAAAAAUUUUGAUUCGAGGGCUGGGUAUUUUUCCCGUAAAAAUUCCGCGAGCAGAGUGUUAGCUGGAGAGAACUCCAUUUCUUCUGACUGCCCAGUUGGAGCUGCCCCGGAACUUAAACACGAGCUCACUUUACGGCGAGGUCCCUGCGUCGGUGACACUAAAUUGGCGGAAACGAUUAUAGGGAUUUUAUUAAUGGUUCUACAUUGAUCCAGGGCCGCAAUGCCUUGCAAUUAGGCGCAGGUAGAAAUUCCUAGAAGUACACAUCAGUGGCACAUCUGGGCCACAGAUGUACCACGAAUAAUGACCUAUUAUCACACGUAGUCACUUCCGAUAAAAGACGUGGACACCAGAUGUACCACGAAUCGAGGUCGGGCGAUCGAACGAUCUACGAGAACGUCCGCACGUGACGGGUGCCUGAAUCGGAAUGGCAGGUGAGGUAUGAGAGGUCGAGGCCGGCUGCCCUCCACCUGGACACGCACCCGCAACUUGAACCCUGAUAUUAUCUUGCCAUGUUCUCAAUAAAUUAAUGAGAUAGUUUUUUUUGUUGUCGUUGUGUUCAUACAGUGUGGUAUUGGUUUGAACUGUAAGAGUAGUGCACACAAUAAUACGAAAAUAUCAAUUAAUUAAAAACGUUUGAACGGAUUUAAAAAACGGGUAAACUUAACACAAAUAUUCUUAAUGUUUUGGGUUAACACAUACAAUAUUAACACGUAGGUUAGUUUGUAUUAUGAUGAAUGGAAUCAUUCGGCCCAUACUGGGCCUAUUAUCUAGGUACUUUGUUAAAAAGAACGCGGGAGUCACGGUACACCUCUCAUGAACGAUAUAGUAUGUACUUCAGAUACGAUUUGACCUCAAGGGUAUCUGCUGUUUUUUCUAAACAUCUUUUAUGUUUCAUAAAUACUAAUCGGACAAAUACAGAAGCGUCAGUCGUGCUCUGUUGCUCGAAACGAUUCCAAGAUGAGGGUGCUGUUAGUUUGCCUGGCAGGUUUACUGGUCUGCCUGAAGACGGCUGAUUCUCACUCAUUGCCGCAAAAGGAUUACGGCACCAGCGGAAAUAAUAGCAGCUCGGAUCCCCACAGCUCCACCGGAAACCUCGAUUCUAACACCACAACGUUUAUUGUGCGUUUCGUAACUAGGAAUGACAAGAAAGAGUCCAUGGGCAUCUAUGCCCACAAGAACGGCAAAGUAAAAAAAAUUUUAGAAGACGGCCUUGCCAUCUCAGAUUGGCCUCCGAACCCGCGAACCUAUUUGGGCAAUAAGGACGGUAUCUACGCUUACGACAAAGAAACAGAGAAGCUUGAGAAGUACGGCAAUCUGAGUGACAGCAUCAUCGGGAUCGUAAAAGAGAACCGCAGUGACGACCUGUACAUUCUCACGGAAGAUCACGUCGUCUACAAGGUCAUCGAGGAAGGCACCAAGAAGAUCAAGGUCAACGAGGCUGAGCAUGCUGAGCAAAUAGCGCUGGACUGGGAUGAAAACUUGUACUACAUCGGAGCGAACAAUCAACCGUAUGUUGUCGCUUCGGACGGUGCGAAGAAGAUAGAAGGUCUUCCAGCUAACCCAACCUCAGCGUUAAUCUCCAGGCCUCCGAUCACGAUAGAGCACGGAGCGUGGUUUAUUUCCGGGCAACAGCCCUACAUCAUCUAUCCCAACGCGACCAGCAAACCAUACGUAUUCAACGACCAAGAGAAGUUGGAAUAUGAGAAAAGAAAUCGUGCUGUCGAAGCUAUAUUCUUACAAGUGAGGGAGCAAGCAGGGGAAUAACGUAUUAUCUUCGGGUUUCGCGUGUUGUAGAGAUAAUUAAAAUUACUUUUACAGACUGACCGUGUCGGACGCAGUCGGCCAUGACCACGAAAACUGUAAAUAAUUCGAAAAAUUGGGAAGUUAAUAGUGACAAUAACAAACCCGAGGUUAAGCUGUAAAAGUAAUUUUAAUUAUAGACAUAUCGUGUUUUUGUAUGAAAUGAAUGAUUGUUGUGGAA